This is a messenger RNA of Alosa sapidissima (American shad), 2059 nucleotides long. RefSeq names its product homeobox B8a (gene hoxb8a). The transcript is spliced from 2 exons. The record is from RefSeq and is a predicted model, not a curated record. Bases 576 to 1316 code for a protein of 246 amino acids. Gene Ontology annotation, molecular function: DNA-binding transcription factor activity, RNA polymerase II-specific; RNA polymerase II transcription regulatory region sequence-specific DNA binding. Gene Ontology annotation, cellular component: nucleus. Gene Ontology annotation, biological process: regulation of transcription by RNA polymerase II. NCBI's taxonomy places the organism in Eukaryota, Metazoa, Chordata, Actinopteri, Clupeiformes, Clupeidae.
CAGAUUUCUCAUUAACUUCCCUGCUUGAAUAUAUUAAUGCGCAUAUUCUCUCCUCCUCUCUCCCUUGGCCCCCCUUCUCUCGCCUGCUCCCUCGCUCCCUCUCCGUCUCUCUCCCUCUCUCUUUCCUCUCUUUUUCAUUCUCUCACUCGCUCCAUAUCAGAAGCUCGGAGAGCGGUGUCCGUGUAGGGAUGCAAGAAGCCAAUGGGAUGAGGAGCCGAUAAUAGAUGCAAAUUAUCGUGAAAAGACACGGCAAAAUAUGAAACAACUCAUUUGCCGCGGAGUAAAUCACGGAAAACUGUUUGUGAACUGGCACCCCAUACCGGAACUGUGAUGCAGGAACACUUCUGUGGAGGCGCUUUUCAUGGAAUCUGAAUGAAUGUGGCUAUAGCACGGCUAUUUUAAAAGAGUGUACCAAUAAGACAAAAAUCUAUAUUCACCUCUGGGACUCCACGCAUGAUCUGUUUUUCAUCUCAAGGUUCGCCACGGUUUGUUAUUCUCUUGAAUCCACAGCCAGAGUAAUCACCAUUAACAACAACAACAACAACAACAACAACAUCAGUAGAGUCUAACAAAAGAUGAGUUCUUAUUUUGUAAAUUCUCUCUUCUCAAAAUAUAAAAGUAGCGACUCUUUACGCCCCAAUUAUUAUGAGUGUGGGUUUGCACAGGACCUUGGAAGCAGACCCACCGUGGUAUAUGGACCCGGCACCGGAGCAACUUUCCAACAUGCUCCCCAGAUCCAGGAGUUCUACCACCACGGCGCGUCCACGCUGUCUGCAACCCCCUACCAACAGAGUCCUUGCGCCGUCACAUGUCACGGAGAUCCAGGAAACUUCUACAGCUACGAUGCCCUUCAAAGACAGACCCUCUUCGGUGCUCAGGAUGCUGACUUGGUCCAGUAUAGCGAUUGUAAGCUAGCCGCGGGUGGCAUGGGAGAGGAGACCGAGAGCACAGAACAGAGUUCUUCUCCGACGCAGCUGUUCCCUUGGAUGCGACCGCAAGUAGCUGCCGGACGGAGGCGAGGCCGACAGACCUACAGUCGCUACCAGACACUGGAGCUUGAAAAGGAGUUCCUCUUCAACCCGUACCUGACCCGCAAGCGGCGAAUUGAGGUAUCGCAUGCCCUGGGACUGACCGAGAGGCAAGUCAAAAUCUGGUUUCAGAACCGCCGGAUGAAGUGGAAAAAGGAAAACAAUAAGGACAAAUUUCCCAGCAGCAAAUCUGAACAAGAGGCAAUUGAAAAGGAGAAGCGGGAAAAGGAGCUGGGCAUUGGGUCACCGUCUACCGACGAAGAUGGCGACAAGGCUAAACAGAUCUAAAGUGGACAUUGAAAAAGACUCAGAAACAUGGGAGGGUGGGGGGCAACUGUGUGGGGUUGUCUCGGAAACGUGACAGUCUUCUGGUGAUCACUAUCAUGUUUCAAUCGAUAAGAUUGCCUCAGAUGAUGGCUGACAGGACGAUAAACAUUGAAACGAUGUGGUGACCACGGGACUAUGAGCAGAAGGGAUUAAGCAUUUCUACUUUUUACCUGACAUUUGCAAAAUGUUAUAGUGUUUAAGCUAGAUUCCUGACUUUGUGGAACUAUGAUCGUGGAAAAAAGAUUUAUGUUGUUAGAAUAUUGUCAUUAACAAUUAAAUUGGCAGCUGUACAGAUUUAAGUUAAAUGGUGCACUUACGACUGUCCUCACUUAGCCUAUAUGUUAUGAUGAUGACGUAGCAAAUAAUGAAUUCCAACAACAUGAAACUGCCUAUUUAUGCCGUAGAUUUUCCUCUCUUUUACACUUGUCCUCAUUUAGUUCAAUUAAAUUGAUGGUAUUUUGUUGUCUUCCUUUUUCGGGUAAGCAUGCGCACAGUUGAAGAAAAUUAUUAAAAAAUAAAUAAAAAUAAAAAAAUACCCUAAGUGAUGUCAUGUGACCCCUCGUUUAACUGUGAAACAGAAUGUAUACUGUACUUGUGAAUUAGUUUAUGGGGACUUGAUGAUAUGCUUUAUUGUUCCUCAUCACUUUGUUCUAUUGUCUGAAACCUGGAAGGAGGGGAAGAAAGGGGGCACAAUAAAGUUUACA